Orycteropus afer afer is the source of this 267-nucleotide messenger RNA. Its product is annotated as WAP four-disulfide core domain protein 18-like. Gene Ontology annotation, cellular component: extracellular region. Lineage: Eukaryota; Metazoa; Chordata; Mammalia; Tubulidentata; Orycteropodidae. Gene Ontology annotation, biological process: innate immune response; antibacterial humoral response. Gene Ontology annotation, molecular function: peptidase inhibitor activity. The record is from RefSeq and is a predicted model, not a curated record. The transcript is spliced from 3 exons.
AUGAAGACAGGCAUAGUUUUGGUUCUGGUGGUUUUCAUCACCCUGCAGAUGGAGAUGGCCAGUGCUAAGGGAUUUCUUUCCAGAGGGCAACAAAGACCUGGAGUCUGUCCAAAGGUGCUGAAAGAUGCUACAGGGAAUUGUGUUUCACAAUGCUCAGGAGAUUAAUCAUGCCUAUUAAGAAUGAAAUGCUGCAGCAAUGGGUGUGGCAAAGUCUGCAGAAUUCCUCUUUUCCCAGGAAGUAUAAAGCGCUGGUGGCGUAGUGCCUAA